CGACUAUACGACACAAAGAAACAUAAACAUAAACAACACUAAGUAUUGAACAGGAUGAAAUUCACAUACACAGCAUUGGCAGUCUCGGCCUUGGCGGCAUCGAGCAUAGUCGAAGCAGCCAACCUUACUGAGGCAGACGAGGUAGCUUCGCUAUUUGAUGCAACACAGAUAAUAUCGUACAACUUAGUGAUGACGGAAGACAGUAUUGCCUUCCUUAAUGCCGAUCCAACACAAGAAGUGUACGUUCCCUGUAACGUGACACUCAAUUAUGUUGAUCCCCUCACAGAGUCCAACGUCGAUACCGUAGAGCCAUUGACGCUCAUAGGUGCUGGGUGCCGGUACAAAGGAAGUUCUGGUAGUUACAAGGGCUGUGUGAGUACAGAAAACGGAUCUUAUGGCGCUAUAAUAGAGAAUUCAACUUCCUGUCGUACUUUGAGUUGGAAAGUCGACUCGAACGAAUUCGCGGACGACUACGACCAGGAGAGCAAGCAGCGGUUCUACGGGCUGAAGAAACUUGUAUUCAAUGGUAUUCAAGACGACGAUUCAAUGAUUGGUGAGCGAUUGGCCUACACAGUCCUAGGAGAACGACUUACCAAUAGCCCUAGGGUAGCCGUAGCGCGCGUGUUUGUCAACGAUGAGUAUUACGGCGUCUACGAUUUUAUAGAGGAAGUUGAUGACAUAUUCGUUGACUCGCAUUACACGGAGGAGAACGUUUCUCUGGGUGCUAUGUGGAAAGAGGUAUGGUACCCGUGCGCCGGGCACCCUAAUCCAACCUACGAUUUGAACAUAAAUGAUUUCGAACCCAAGGAGUAUGGCGACGAUGAUUUCACAGGCCUUGAUAAGCUCUCUGAAGUGGCACAGCUUUCCAUUGAGUGCUUGGCUGGUGAUAACUGUGACGAGACAGCCGCCCAGGCCAUUCUGGAUGGUCGAGUGGAUUCCACCUCAUUCCUAAACACCAUGGUGGUCAACUACUUGUUGCUGAACUGGGAUAGUGCUCAUAGAUUAUUUGCCGAUAGCACAGACAAUUCGUAUUACAAUCACAACUAUUAUCUAUACGUUCCCCAAAAUGGGACCAUCGAGUACAUCCCCUGGGAUUAUUCCGAGGCUCUUAUCCAGGCCAGCUGUGGCUUUGAUGACGCAUACUCGUCAACAGAAGAUGGUUUUGGACAGGGAGGAGGUGAUGGUGGACAGGGUGGCCGCCCAACUGCAGAGGGUACUGACAACAGUACACAGGCAGGAAAUGUAAUGACUACAGAGGAGAUGGCUGCUAUGGACACCGACAUGAUGGUCACACCACCUGAAGAAGGUGUGGAUGCCACUGCAUUUGCCGCUGGAGGAUCCCCAACUGGAGGACAAAGGGGACAAAGAGGCCAAGGAGGCGAUACCACCACCACAUGCCCUGAAACACCUCAUUGGUUCGAUACUACCUUUGACCAAUCCUUGUGCAAUGUCACCGGUUCUGGUGGGCGCGACUCGACUAUGCCCUUCGCUUGCGAUCCGGUUGGUCAUAUUAUGGCCCUAGCAUGGAAGACCCAAUUCUUGGAGCUUAUGGCCGUCGCGCAAAGUCAGGAUAACUUCCUCGGGGGAAUUAAUGACCACGCCAAGGUAUUUGCGGUUCAAGUGGCUUAUGACGUAGAGCGCUAUGCGAACCAGGGAGGCAUUCCCAGUUAUUCUGAUUUCCAGUGGGGAGUUGUGAACUCUUUGCAGAAGGCCGGAACCGAAAGCAUGUACUGGUUCACGUACGCAAACAAUGCUACCUCUUUUGCGUAA
Messenger RNA from Sphaeroforma arctica JP610, 1770 nucleotides. RefSeq lists its product as hypothetical. The coding region runs from base 55 to 1770 and encodes 571 amino acids. The record is from RefSeq and is a predicted model, not a curated record. Lineage: Eukaryota; Ichthyosporea; Ichthyophonida. The transcript has a single exon.